AUGUCUGCGACAUUGAAGCCGGCCUAUGAAUGCCAGUUUAUUUACCCCAUGGGCUAUGAGUCCUGCGCCCGCGCGACUUGCGUUCCAGUUGAGCCGACAGCUCAGGGGGACAACGACGGCAGCGAUCGCUCGACCAACGUCGGCGCAAUUGCUGGUGGAGUAAUAGGCGGCCUCGCAGCCCUCGCCAUCAUCACGUACUUGGUCUGGAGAUUUUGUGUCAGGACACGGAGGCAACCAACCAUCAUGGAGCCAUGGGACGACGGGCAGGAUCAAGGUAUGGAAGGAGAGAAGACCUUUGCUCAACGACGGGACCACCGCGCCUCGACACAUACCACCCAUUCCAUCGCCUCAACCGUCCUCACUCGCGCCUCGAACAUCAUCCAGAUCGCCUACAUCCCGGGCGUCACCAACCGCGCGACAGCGUCCCCGACGGUCCUCGUCCCUCCUGUCCCGCCCCUCCCCGUCGGCGUCUCCCAAGCCGGCACUCCCGCCAGCACCGAGGACCAGCACUUCUUUGUUCCCGGCGAUCUGCGCGAUUCCACCUACUCCGGACUGUCGGCCUUUUCCGACCGCACCUCCUACGCCCGCACCUCGUACGCUCCGCGGUCUAGUGUGGCGUCCACUAUCUAUGGCAAGAGCGCCGUUGUCGUUGCUCCCGCCCAAACCGGCAUGCGGGCGAAGCCGGCCAUGGUUAGCGUGAAGUCGGCCCACUCCGGCAACUCGACCGGCAGCUCGACCCCACCUGUCCCGGCCGUCGACUAUGAGAAGUACAACCUGAUGCCGCGACCCCCCAGUCCCGCGAACAGCACCUUCAGCGUCGGGUCGACCUUCCUCAACAACGCCAGCACUGCUACUGCCACCCCAGCCCGUGCCAUGGUCGUCCGCGUGGGGAGUGUCAAGAAAGUGGGCGCCAACAGGCCGCCGAAAUCAUCUUCCGACGCCAACUCCGACACGUCUCCGACGGCAUCCGGGUCCACCAUCCGCGAUUCGUCAGCCCCCACCCUGAUUGUCGACUCUCCCGCCUCGGAUCAGAGCCCAUUCUCGGAUCCGCCCAAAUCCGCCUCGCACAGCACCACGACCCUGAGCGCUGUGAUCGAGGAGGCCACGAGGAGGGCGUCACAACGAGACUCGACCAUUCCUCCCAAAGGGAGGGAGAGGAGUCCAUUUGGUGACGAGCAUGCUACAUCAUGA
Messenger RNA from Chaetomium globosum CBS 148.51, 1191 nucleotides. RefSeq lists its product as uncharacterized. The record is from RefSeq and is a predicted model, not a curated record. The transcript has 2 exons. The coding region runs from base 1 to 1191 and encodes 396 amino acids. NCBI's taxonomy places the organism in Eukaryota, Fungi, Ascomycota, Sordariomycetes, Sordariales, Chaetomiaceae.